AUGAAGUUUAACACAUUGGUUGUCCUAUCAGGACUGUUCCUGGCUAGCCUCCUCGGUCGUGUGGCAGCUACCGGGACCUGUUCGGGUGCGGAUGCUACGACCUGCAACUGUCCCAACACUGCUGUCAAGAGAUACCAGGCGCGGUCGUACACCUACCCAGAGUCUCUGUUUCCUCGCACAGGCGAAUCAUGCCCUGAUGGCACACCCAGCUGCUGCACUGAAUAUGGACCUGGACCACUGAAAGUGUCAGAAGACACGAGCCAAGCUGAUCUUCAAUGCGGCAAGAAAUUCGGCGACGAUCAGCAGGAUGUCACCAACGGCGUCACUUACACGAUCAAGGACUGCCCCGCCAAUGGAGAUUAUGCCGGGAAGAAAUGCCUUCAUGUUGCCAUCAGCCCUGCGGCAGGCGCGCAGGUGACGGACAUCCACUUGCAAGUGGAUGAUGCCCCGAUUACGCUCAACAAGAAGCUGGGGACUUGGGCCUUUAACAAAUACUGCACCACCGACCCAACUGAGUGUUGGGUCCCGACCGACAGCAUCAUUGCUACGUUCCCGUACCCCAAGCCAUCGUCCCUUUGCGACCGCACAAUCUAUGUUGCAGUUGGCGUUUCUAUUUCUACGGGAGGCACUGACACGGCAACCUGCUUCAACAAGGGGACAACCAUCGGCUCCGGGAACUGGUUCAUUGGAACACUGAUUGUCGGUGCUGGUGGCAACGACGUCGACAAAGGAGUCCCUGUUGGCACCUGGUCAGCUAAAAUUAUUGGUUCCCAGUUCAGCUUUGAGUAUGAGUUGUACGAUGACGAUACUCUUGGACAUUUCGAUCUGUCCUCGGUACAUGUCUAUGCUUCGUGCGAAUCGCCCACAACGUGUGCCCCCGGACGGUUUACAUUCAAGGACGACAAUCUGAUUGGUGACUCGGACACUUCGUACUCCAAGGACUUUGCCAUUGAUGGCACAUGCUCGACUUACUAUCUUAUCUUCCACGCCACGGCCAACAAGCAGCUCCCUUUGAGUGAGUCCUGCCCGUCGGCAGUGUCGUAA
This is a messenger RNA of Emericellopsis cladophorae, 1044 nucleotides long. RefSeq lists its product as uncharacterized. NCBI's taxonomy places the organism in Eukaryota, Fungi, Ascomycota, Sordariomycetes, Hypocreales, Bionectriaceae. The record is from RefSeq and is a predicted model, not a curated record. The transcript has 2 exons. The coding region runs from base 1 to 1044 and encodes 347 amino acids.